This is a messenger RNA of Sphaeramia orbicularis (orbiculate cardinalfish), 2047 nucleotides long. It is a transcript of the gene prox2, whose product is annotated as prospero homeobox 2. The coding region runs from base 1 to 2013 and encodes 670 amino acids. The transcript is spliced from 4 exons. Gene Ontology annotation, cellular component: nucleus. Lineage: Eukaryota; Metazoa; Chordata; Actinopteri; Kurtiformes; Apogonidae. Gene Ontology annotation, molecular function: RNA polymerase II cis-regulatory region sequence-specific DNA binding; DNA-binding transcription factor activity, RNA polymerase II-specific. The record is from RefSeq and is a predicted model, not a curated record. Gene Ontology annotation, biological process: regulation of transcription by RNA polymerase II.
AUGAAUCUCAGUCUUCCCGACCAGAACAUGCACAACUCCAGUGAAGGCUGCCUGGAGGAUGACAAACCCGAUGUCAUGCUGCCUUGCUUCCGCAGAAAUAUGUACGACGAGCCUCUUGCCUCAUACUCCAGCGGAUCUAUCAUCUCUCAACUUUUGCGUAAGACCAUUCACAACAAGAGGGCAUUAGAUGAAAGCCAUUUCUACCUUUGCGGCUCCACUGCUGCUGACUCUGGCCAAGAGGACCAGAGCAGCGUCUCCUCGAAGGACAGCACCGUGGAGGCUGCCUCUCCCAACCCUCAUGUCUCAACCGGGGUCAGCUCGGAGGGAGAGCAUCCUAUGACAGACCACCUACAGGCCAAAAGGGCCCGAGUAGAGAAUAUCAUCCGGGUCAUGGCAGGCUCUCCUAACAGCAGGCAGCACGGAGACAUUGAGAAGCCCGACACAGAUGUCAGAGACACCAGGGAGGCCAGAGAGGCAUACAGGGAGAACAAACGGAAACAGCGUUUACCUCAGCAUCAGGAACACAGCGUUUCAGGACCGGUGAGUCGAAGACCUGGAAGUAAUAGUAGUGAUAACUGUAAUACCAAAGAUGAGGAGUGUCACAAGUUGAAAGAGCAGCUCCACAGCAUGCAGAGGUUACUGCGGCAGCUGCAGGAAAAGUUUCUUCAAGUUUACAACCAGGAAGACCGGGAACAUGAUGACAGAGAUGAAAUAGCUGCAUCCACUGAGCAUGACAAUCUGGAAAAAAGCACAGAUUACAUAAACCCUGAAGAUGAUUUUGAGACCAAGAAUGGCCGGGUGACUGCAGAGUGUAAGGACAGAAUGAAAAUUGUUGGCUAUCUGGUGCACCAACGAGAAAGUCAGAAUCUACAGGAAGCCCUGAAGCAGGAGCUCUCCAGGGCUGUGAACGAGUGUGUGGACAGAGUGUUUAAGAAGGUGUCUUCCACAGGACUAGAUCUGUCCCCUCAGCAGCGCAUGUGCUCCACCCCAGAGAUGCAGCUGAACACAAGUGGAGACAGGAAGAGCCAGCAGGGAAACUGUGCACAAGAACAGCUCCACUCUGAGGAGUCUGCAGUCAAACCACGCUCUUUGGAGUACUACGAAAGCUCAGAGGCCCAAAGCCCACAGGACCAAACAGAAGCACUUUCACUGGUGGUCCGCAAGCCUGCAGUGACCCCACUGAGCUCAGUCACCCCAACAGUGAAGAGACCCUAUCCUGUGCAUCAGACGCCAUUUCAGUUUAAUUACAGCACCCCGCUGCACGACAGCCAGAUCCUAGAGCACCUUCUCAAGUAUGGGCCACAUUCCAACUUCCUGCCCUGUAUGCCUCCAUCAAUGGACAGAACCUCACCAGACUCUGUGGAUCUGCCCUGGGACACCAUUGCAAUGAGGUCUAAAGUGACGUCCAGCCACUUAGGCCACCAUGCUCGUCCCUCCACCCUCGGGCCGGUGACUGUGGACAACCUGUGUCUCCCACAUGUCAAGAUCGAGUGCGGUGAACUGCAGAGCAUGGCUGAACGAAGCCCCUACAUGUCUCUCAACAUCCAGGAGGGUCUCACGCCCAGCCAUCUGAAGAAGGCAAAGCUCAUGUUCUUCUACACCCGCUACCCCAGCUCCAAUGUACUGAAAACCUUCUUCCCAGAUGUUAAGUUCAACCGCUGCAUCACCUCUCAGCUCAUCAAGUGGUUCAGUAACUUCAGGGAGUUCUACUACAUCCAGAUGGAGAAGUUCGCCCGUCAGGCCAUUGUUGACGGCAUCAGUGAUGUCAAAGACAUUACAGUCAGCAGGGACUCUGAGCUGUUCCGGGCACUGAACAUGCACUACAACAAAGCCAACGAUUUCCAUGUUCCAGACAGAUUCCUGGAGGUUGCAGAAAUCACCUUACAUGAGUUUUACAACGCAAUUUCUUCAGCCAAAGAUUCAGACCCGUCUUGGAAAAAGGCCAUAUAUAAGGUGAUCUGUAAACUGGACAGCGACGUUCCAGAGGAGUUUAAGACGUCUUCCUACUUAUAGGCUGAACAGGAAAAAAACAAAACAGAACAAAACA